AUGCUGGUGCAGUACGGUACGGCUGGGUCUCGCAACGGUGGCAGCAGUACAAUGAACGAGUAUCACCACGGCUACCACGGUUACGCGCCGCAACCUUACGAAGCGCCGAGCCACGGCCACGGUGGUCCCGUCGGCACCGGUAAUAAUCUGCUUGAGGCCCUUGGCCGCCAUGGGCCAGCCUGCGGAACAGGUAGCACAAACAGCCACAACCCUUCUAACGCUAGCACGUACAAAAUGUCUCGUAACGUUUCCAACUCACAUCCGGCGCUGGAACGAUCCGACGUACACGUGGAAUACGAAGUCGCCGUCCCGAUCCACAGCAUCGAGUCGAUCCGCCACACGCCCUAUCAUUCGCUAUGGAACCUGCACGAAUGCUCAGCGCCAUCGACGUCUGGCUUCCAGCACAUGGCCCGUAUGAUGGACACCCUGAUCCUGGAUAAUUUGGCACCGUUCGCCUUCACGAAAAUCACCACCACGCACAGGCCGACGCGAAUCAGCGGAGGCGGGUCUGGCAGUGGAGGCAGCGGAAUUGCCGGUGGUGGAAGUAGCGGUGGUGGAGGGUCCGGGGGUAUCAUCGACGCCCGGACGUCCCACGUCGGAGGUCUAGCCCAGGAGGGUUUGCUGCGUGGAGGACCAGGGACCAGUAUGGGAGUGAAGAAGGCAACCAGCACGAGCAACGUCAGCAACCUGGUUGGAGGCGGCACAGUCAGCACCUCGACGAUCCGUGUCAACCUGCAGAAGAACAAAAUACCGACACAAGGUCAGUGCGGUCCGCUACACGGUGGGGUGCACCCAAACCCGCGUCAUGCAAACCUGGCCUCGAAUGCGUCCUCACCCCCGACGGCGACGGAUUCACGCUGGAUCUCGUCUCUUCGCCGGCGUGAUCCGGAAUUGCAACCGACACUGCCCUCAAUCAACCACUCCAACCACCAUAGUACCUCAUCGCUGACGCAGCAACACAGCAUCGGCUAUACGAGCUCCUCGAACACACCGAACACGGAUCGGCGGAGCAGUCGUACCAGCGGCCAGAAAUCGUCCUUGCGCAAGAGCCGCUCGGUCGAGCGGAUUCGGGCGCGUAAGCUGGCCACUUCGAAGAUCAAGGAACGACCCAAGAAGUCCUCAUCCGAGGAGGGUGGAGGCUCCGACGACCAGGAGGUCACUUCGGUGGAAGAGAACUCGCCACAGCAGCAACACUCGCCAGUGAAGCGCCUCGAGAAGACGAAACUGUUCAAUCCGAUCGGCUACGAGCCGCACCUGAUCGACACGCUCGAGAAGGAUAUGCUACAAAAGAACCCAAACGUGCAGUGGAACGACGUGGCGGGCUUGAAUGAAGCCAAGGCCAUCCUACAGGAGGCAGUCGUGUUGCCGGUGAUCCUACCCGACUUCUUCCGUGGCAUACGCCGCCCGUGGAAGGGCGUACUGAUGGUUGGUCCGCCCGGAACCGGCAAGACGAUGUUGGCAAAAGCCGUGGCCACCGAAUGUGGCACUACGUUUUUCAACGUGUCCUCGAGCACGCUUACGUCCAAAUACCGGGGCGAAAGCGAGAAGCUGGUACGACUCUUGUUCGAGAUGGCGCGUUUCUACGCACCCAGCACGAUAUUCAUCGACGAGAUCGACUCACUGUGUGCCUGCCGGGGCAGUGACUCCGAGCAUGAAGCGAGCCGUCGCUUUAAAGCGGAGUUGUUGAUUCAGAUGGAUGGUCUCAACGCGGCCAACGAUGAUAAAGUCAUCAUGGUGCUGGCUGCCACGAACCACCCGUGGGACAUCGAUGAAGCGUUCCGGCGCCGGUUCGAGAAGCGCGUCUACAUUGGUCUUCCUAAUGACAACACUCGCAAGGCGUUGCUGGAGCUCUGUCUGAAGGGCGUGAACAUCUCGCCGGACCUGAACACGGACACAAUCACCGAACAACUCAGCGGCUACACCGGCUCGGACAUAGCGAACGUGUGUCGUGAUGCGGCAAUGAUGGCGAUGAGGCGGCACAUCAACGGAUUGAGCCCGUCGGAGAUCAAGAUGAUACGCCGGGAGGAGGUCGACCUGCCGGUCACUGCCCAGGACUUCCAGGAUGCGAUGGUGAAGACGCGCAAGUCCGUCUCGGCGAACGACGUCGCGCGUUACGAAACCUGGAUGGACGAGUACGGAUCGUGCUAGUGUUACAUCUAGACCGGGACCGCCGAAUAGGCCUUAAACCAAAACAGAUCGUGACGGAUGCUCAAACCUCAGUCUCAUGCCUUUGCGCAAGAGCCCUCGAUCGAGACGCAUGAUCAAGGGCAACGGCCCUUAAAAUAAAAGUGUUUCACGUGUUUCAUACGCUUCUAGUCCAAGUGGGCGAAUCAGCAUUCCAAGACCAUCAACCUGACCACGCUUUGUGUAACAAGGAGAAUCUGUAGCUAUCGGAUGCUUGCCCGAGAUCCCUUCAUUUCGGUUCCUCAACUAAUCACAUUAUGUACGCAAUUUCAUUGUUCCUUUCGUACGAAUAGUGCAAUAAA
Anopheles nili is the source of this 2486-nucleotide messenger RNA. It is a transcript of the gene kat-60L1, whose product is annotated as katanin p60 ATPase-containing subunit A1. The record is from RefSeq and is a predicted model, not a curated record. Lineage: Eukaryota; Metazoa; Arthropoda; Insecta; Diptera; Culicidae. Gene Ontology annotation, molecular function: ATP binding; ATP hydrolysis activity; microtubule severing ATPase activity. Gene Ontology annotation, cellular component: microtubule cytoskeleton. Gene Ontology annotation, biological process: microtubule severing. The transcript has 5 exons. The coding region runs from base 1 to 2148 and encodes 715 amino acids.